CGUGUUCUUGAUGGUUUGGGGACUUCUAGGCGGUGGCUGCCAGGGCGCCCUAGCGCGUGAAGGAUCGAUUUUGGGAGCUCGGGCGGCAUGGCAUGGCGUCAGUUGCUGGAGAAGGUAUGGCGCUCUCUUUCCUCUCUCCCAUUAGGGCUGCGCCCGCGCUGAUUGCCCGCGGAUUUCGAUAUGGGCUGGGACGCGCGAUUGUGUUGAAGCAGCUGGAUGCAGAGACGCUGCAUGUCCAGCUACACAAGCAAUUUCUCGAGAAGGCUGGAGCAGCUGGAGAGAGAAGGAGGGCCCGAUGCUCAGGAGAAACAAGUGAAGUUUCUAAGAGAUCUUAACGAGGUGGAUCCCGAGGGUAGACCACUUCCGCAGCGCAGCGCCAGUGCUUUGGCCGAGUAUCUCAAAGCUCUCGUCAAGGUCGAUAGGCUCGAUGACAGUGCCUUGUUGAAAACGCUGCAAAGAGGAGCAACUGCAUCGCUAGGAAGUUUUCAAGCUGAGGCGCGACCGAUCAUGUCUUCGGCGUUUCCGGCAGUAGGAACAGCCACGAAAGACGGAAUUUUGGGCUCUCCCAGUGCGCCAAUCCACAUGGUCACGUCCGAAGGAGGUUUUAGAGUUCAAGUGUGGCGGACUGUUCGAACCUUGGCUCUGGGCUUUCUACUUCUCUCUGGCGUUGGGGCCAUUGUCAAGGACAAGGGCCUCAGCAAAGGGCUGGGUCUCAAUGAGGAGGUACAGCCAAGCUUGGAGUCUAAUACCAAGUUCAGUGACGUGAAAAGAGUCGACGAAGCCAAAGCGGAGUUGGAGGAGAUUGUUCACCAUCUUUGGGAUCCAAAGAAAUUUACCCGUCUAGGUGGCAAGCUACCGAAAGGCGUCCUUCUGGUUGGGCCUCCUGGAACAGGAAAGAGAUGCUGGCUCUGGCAAUUGCUGGUGAAGCAGUGGUACCGUUUUUCUAUUGCAGCGGGAGCGAGUUCGAGGAAAUGUUCGUCGGAGUUGGUGCUUGGCGAGUGCGGGACUUAUUCGCAGCUGCGAAGAAGCGCACUGAACCAGCUGUUGGUGGAGCUGGACGGUUUCAAGCAAAACGAAGGCAUCAUAGUGAUCGCGGCUACGAACUUCCCCGAAUCUCUCGACAAGGCGCUUGUCCGUCCUGGUCGGUUCGAUCGGCAUGUGGUGGUUCCGAAUCCAGACAGCUACUUAGAGAACAUCCACUUAUGUAUAAACACCUUGCUUUUCUUUUUUUGUUUUUUCUCUUCUUCUUUUCUCUUAUUUUUCUUCUCUUCUCUUGAACUUUGAUCUUUCUUGUAUAGAUAGCAACAGGUUUUCUGGCACAAGUUCUAUAUUGAAAGAAGAUGCCUUAGCUAUUUGGACACCUA
Messenger RNA from Selaginella moellendorffii, 1364 nucleotides. RefSeq names its product ATP-dependent zinc metalloprotease FTSH 5, mitochondrial-like. Bases 217 to 1284 code for a protein of 355 amino acids. The transcript has 5 exons. Gene Ontology annotation, molecular function: ATP-dependent peptidase activity; ATP binding; ATP hydrolysis activity. The record is from RefSeq and is a predicted model, not a curated record. Gene Ontology annotation, biological process: proteolysis. Gene Ontology annotation, cellular component: chloroplast thylakoid. Lineage: Eukaryota; Viridiplantae; Streptophyta; Lycopodiopsida; Selaginellales; Selaginellaceae.